GACCGCCCCGCCCCAUCCUCGGGGAUGCCGGGAUGUUUACGGUCCUGGCAGGAGCGGCGGGGGGCGGAGUACAGGUCGGGGCUGCCGCCGGUGCCCGCGGAGCCCACCAGGAGCCCCGCUAGGCUGCCGCCGCCACUGCCGGCACGGCCCCGGGCUCGAGGCGCAGGAGAAGCCGGGGAGGAGCGGCGGCCGGUCCCGGUCUCCCGCGCCAGGAGCAGGCGGAGCCAGGCUGCCGGGACAUACGGCACAUCCUUGCAUGAUAGAAUGGAUGAGCAAUCACAAGGGAUGCAGGGGCCUACUGCUCCACCAUUUCAGCCACAGAAAGCCUUACGACCUGACAUGGGCUACAAUACACUUGCCAAUUUCCGAAUAGAGAAGAAGAUUGGCCGGGGGCAGUUCAGUGAAGUUUACAGAGCAACCUGCCUGCUGGAUGGCGUACCAGUGGCUCUAAAGAAGGUUCAGAUAUUUGAUUUAAUGGAUGCCAAAGCCCGUGCUGACUGCAUCAAAGAAAUAGAUCUUCUUAAGCAAUUGAAUCAUCCAAAUGUAAUCAAAUAUUAUGCCUCAUUCAUUGAAGACAAUGAACUGAACAUAGUGUUGGAAUUAGCAGAUGCUGGAGAUCUCUCUAGAAUGAUAAAGCAUUUUAAGAAACAGAAGAGGUUGAUUCCUGAAAGAACAGUUUGGAAAUACUUUGUUCAGCUUUGCAGUGCCUUGGAACAUAUGCAUUCUCGUCGUGUUAUGCAUAGAGAUAUAAAGCCAGCAAAUGUGUUCAUUACAGCUACAGGAGUAGUAAAGCUGGGAGACCUUGGACUUGGUCGAUUUUUCAGCUCCAAAACCACAGCUGCACAUUCUUUAGUUGGUACACCUUAUUAUAUGUCUCCAGAGAGAAUACAUGAAAAUGGUUACAACUUCAAGUCUGACAUCUGGUCUCUAGGCUGUCUGCUGUAUGAGAUGGCUGCACUGCAGAGUCCCUUUUAUGGUGACAAAAUGAACUUGUACUCUCUGUGCAAGAAGAUAGAACAGUGUGACUACCCACCUCUCCCUUCAGAUCACUAUUCAGAGGAACUGCGACAAUUAGUUAAUAUGUGCAUCAACCCGGAUCCGGAGAAGCGCCCAGACGUCACCUACGUGUAUGAUGUGGCGAAACGUAUGCACGCACACACCGCCAGCAGCUGAACAGCCUGCAGAGCCCCAGGAAAGGACCAGCAAGAACCAAGUGCUUUAAAUAAACCAUCCCACCUCUCCCUGUGUGCUACACAAAUGUAAUUAUUUGAAGCUUACUGUUGUGCUUUGAAUUGUAAACCAGUUUAUAUACAAGCUUUGUUGUUUUCUGUUUAUUUCUGGGUUUUGUAUAUUUUACUAACUUGCAAUUGUACAGCAGGUUUAAAUAUGUAAAGCGUAAUUUUAAGAUGCCGUGAACCACUGUUUCCAUGUUAGUGGGUUCAAGUAUACUUUCUGUAAUAACAAAAUUGUAUUCAGUUGGGCCUCAGUUCUAAAACACAGUUGCACUUUUGCACAUAAUACACGUAUUAGGCUUAUUAUCAAGAUGCAAAAUGUCUGAAUCUCUCGCCUUCUUAGUAAUUUAUGGAAAAUAUGAAUCGACACAGUUAACUUUAUUUUUGUCUUUCUUCCAAGAGGAACAUAAUUAUUACAGGAGCUUAUUGUAUUUUAUAUUGAAUUGUAGUUUGCAGCUCUUGCUGUAAGAGCAGAGAAAGAAUAGAAUUAGUUCUUUGCUUGCCAAAUGCAAUAGAAAGAUAACUUCAGGAAAAAUUGUCUGGCUGAAAUUUUUGUAACAUCCCCUUUUGUUUUGUUAGUCUCUCAUGAUACACAAAAUGUUUGUUGGAGAUUUUCUGGGAAAAUUUAAGGUGUAGAUUCAGCAAUAGGUUUGUUUUCACUGGACUUGUGAAACACUGCCCUGGGGCAAUGGGAAUCUGCAUAGUUCAAUCUUAAAAACAGUGCAGAUGUUUCUUGUAGCCAGUAAGGUUCUUUUGUGGCUGUUCUUUGAGCAGGUCUGAUUAAAAGACACAGUCUUUAAGUUACAACUUCCCAACUGUUUGUGUAUAUGUCACUGUAGAUUUUUGUGUUUAAAAUAAUUUGAGUGACCUUACAGUAUAUUGAAAUUCUAAUUUUUUUUUCUAAAUGCUGAAAUCUUUGGCAAAGAUAUAAUAGAUAUAAUAGUCAAAAUGUAUUCUACAUAAAUAUAUGAUUUUUGUAUGCUGUAUCCUGAGAGUUUUAUAUUUAGCAGAAGUAAAUUAUAAUGUUUAACAGAAAGUUGCCACGCCUUAAUUUGGGAAAUAAUUAUACAUGCAAACUUUCUUACAGAUACUUUAUUAGCUUAAAAGGAAAUUCUUAAUAUUUUUGUCAUACUCUUGGGGUAUGCUUAUAUAAUAAUUUUGUUGUUAAGGAAAGAAUGUUUUUUUGUUUUUAAAUGUGGUAAAAAUGGAGAGUGAAAUGAAAUUCCUUGAGUUUCAAGACUGAACUUUUUUUACGAAACUGUCAAAUUAUCAGUGACAGCAGCUGAGGAGCUGUUACUGUCAGGUCUUUUUCUUUAUGUGGGUAAAAAGUUAGUGCAAAUAAAAGCAUCAGUAUGUACAUACACUUAUAGGUUCUGGAUGCAGUCACAUCCUUGCAUGCUCAGAUUUUUUUUUUUUGCUUGUUUGUUUCUCUGUGCAGCUGUAAUUUUUAUUUGAUAUAAUGAUCAAAUAAAAGCCACUUGUGGAGUUUGUGUUCAAGGGAGGGUCAGAGUUGGUUUUGUUUUUGUAUUUUUUAAAACUACAAAUACUAUGAAAAUUGUGUUUGGAAAAAAAAAAGGUAGUUUUUAGAUGGUAUGUGCCAGAUCAUCAGCUUAUCUUAAUAUAUACUUUUUUUAUUUUUUGCUUCCAGGUUUUGUAGGACAAAUUGUAUGAAACUGUAGUUGUAUUUCUCACUUCUGUGUGCACUUAACCUUAUAGAGCUUCAGUGGAACAGUUUGUUGGAAAGAAGUAUUUGAGAAACUUUGGUCUGUGUUUAGCAACCUCUGAUUUGUUUUCAUUUAUUAAAUGGUUAUAUAAUUUAAAAGAUGCUGAUUAUAUUCUGUAACAAUGUUUCACAUGUCAUAGAAUGAAAUGCUUUGUAUUGAAAAAGGCAGCACAAUAUUUGCUUGACUGCCAGAAUUAGUUCUUAAUAUGCACAAGUACUCAAUUUUUUUUUCUGAAAUGUGCUAGAACAUUUAAAAAUCACUGAAAAAAACCCCAAAUGUAAUGAAGUCCAUUUAUAUAUAAUAUUAUGCAUAAAGUUUGAACUUUUCCUGCCAGAAACUGCUCACAGAUAUCCCUCCCCUGGAAGGGUAUGUUGAGUAAAAGAAUAAUGAGUUAAUGGUUAGUAAAUGUGCAUACUUAAAAACUUAAUUUUUUUUUAGCAGUGUGUUUUUGUUUUUGUUUUUUAGUAUUUAUGAUUGAAUAUCGUGCUGAGGAAAAGAAAUAGUUGUUCCUGACUUAAAAUCUGUGAAAUGAAUGGUGCACCUGACUCUGGUACCACAAAAUUAAAAAGCCAAUGUGGGUGGAUAGAACUGCUUAUAUAAGUGGGGAUUGUAGAAUCUCUCCCUAAAGUAAAGUGCCUGGUAACAUAUGAAAAUGAUAAGUCUUGUUAUAGCACUCUAAUGUAUGCUAUAUGCUUAGAAAAUAUUUUCUUUUCUAAACCGCCAGCGUGUUUUUCAUAUGUUGAUGAUAACAUUUGGCACUAUCUUUGUUAACUUAUGGUAUUAUUUUCUUUAAAGAUAACUUGUUACAUUUCUACUGAAAAUGUCUGACCAGCUCUUCCUUUUAUUUCAGUAAUGCUUCAGUAUUAACUAUUUUCAGGAGUGAACUUUGUGCUUUGAAUGACAUUGCAUAAAAUACAUUGUCUUGAAAGCUCCCCUGCUGUGCAGUAGUCCAAUAGAAAUAAAACAUACAGGUAUUAAAGGUAAUGUAAAAAUUAUAGUGUUUCUAUGAUUUUUUCAAACUUUUAUUUUUUAAAUAUAUAUAUGUUACAGUAGAUGCUGCCUAUCUUGUCCACAACUUACUGCUUCCAGUAGUUGAUUCUAGGUGAGAUUUCUUGACUGCAACAAAAGGCAGUACACUAAAAAUAUCAUUUUUGUAUUAUUUGUUAAAAGAUUUUCUAAAAAUACUACAUCAAAUAUAUUGUAUGUUUUCAACUAAAAUUUUAAACUAAAUUUAAAAUUAUUUUCAAGCCAUAUUAAAAUCUGUGAUAAAGCAUAAAAAUAACAAAGAGGCUCCCAUUAUGGCUCCAGUCCUGUGAGUGCUUGUUUAUAUUUCAGCUGGUUUUUAUGUAAUUUCAGUAAUUUUGAGUGAACCACAUCACACAUACGAAUAAAUCAGUAGGGUAGAUGGAAAUGAUGUACUCAGCACACUUUUUAUACUCUCUGUGUGUCACUGGUUUGGUAGCAGGGAAUAAUUUGGGUUUUUUCCCCUCUUCUGUUGCACUCCUAAUGAUCCAGCUCCCAAUUGUAUGAGCAGGCAAUAGAAGCAUGUUGUCUUUUUGUAAUGAGCAGAAACUUCAAAAACAUGCCAGUAUAGCAGAAGAUGAAAUGCAGUAUUAGAAGUGUCUGAGAAAGCUGGUGUUUUAUUCAUGCUCAUGAUUAAGAAAGCCAUAGAGUGAAAUUCUUGACAGAGGCUUGGAAAUAGAGAAGAACUUUUAUGCCAGUGGUUCUCAGAUACCUCUGAAUGGGACCCAAAGUCGCAGUGAUGUUUGUUUGCAGCAAUCUGUCUGCUUAACCUCUUAUCUUUGCUGUUAUACAGUGUGGUGAGAAUCUUAACAGCUGAGUUGGAGUGCUGGUGAAUGCUGCAUUGGCUGUGUGAGCUGGUAGGAACAGGAGGUGAUGUGAAGGAGAGUCAGCAAAGGCCUUCAGGUCUUGUUUUGUGAAGACAUAAAGGUGCUGGAUGGCAGAGGUCAAAUCACUGUUUUUCCAUAAUUUUUAAUAGUCUUUAUCUACUUGAACAGUCAAAUUUUUCCCAGCCCUGUCAUAUCCCCACAUUAUCUAGUCAGUGGCAGUGUUGGUCUUUUGAAUUUCUGAUCUGGGUGAGUAAAUCUUUCUGGCAAGGAGAGAAGUAGAGGUGCUGACCCUGCCUGGUGGGGUGCUACUUAUGUUUGAACAUGACUCAAAUAUAGAUGUUUAGAGUUGUUUUUUAAACUUUAUUUCCUUCUCUGAUGCUUUUUAAAAAGUACUUUCCAUCACUAAAGUUCUAUGACUGCUUCAUCAGUCCUGUUGUCAGCCCUGCCUUCUUCCUGGUUUGAAGUCCUCUGUGUCUCGUUUUCCUAGUGGUCAUUAGUUAGCAUCUUUGUGACUUUGCUAAACUCAACCCAUUUCUGUCUUUUCAAAUUUCAUCCCUCCCAUUGGGCAAAUGCAGUUCCUUUCCCCUGAUCACUACUUUAAUCCUUUGUUCUUCAUUCUGUUUUUCCAGCCCAAUGCCUGGGAUUUCUAGUUUUAGAUAGAUUUUCUUGCUGUCUCAAUCAUUCCCAUGACCUUGUCUUUACUAAAUACUGUUCACUUUAUUAUCUCUCAUUUCUAAAUUCCCUUCCUCUGAUCACUACCUGCUCUUUUUCAGCUUAUCUGUCUUUCUCUCUCUUCUACCCUGUCACUCACUCCUUUUGGGAUCUCCAGUCUAUUAACCUUUUUGACUCCUUCGUCUUACUGCUGCCUCCUUCCUUCACUGGCCUCACUUCUUUAGACUCACUGGUCAUUAUUUUUAUCUCUGUCUCCUUCUCUGUACAUGGUUUCCUUGGCUGCUUCUCACACUGCCCUGUCUCUAUUCCUCCCUCCAGACAUAUUCUCUUGUAAUUUCUUAAUUUCCAUUCCAGCCUUUCUGAAUAUCUGAAGAGUGUGUCAGCACAACACAGCUUUGGACUCAGCUUUGCCUUACCUGCUUCAAUGCUCUUCCCAAACGGACUUUUUAACCUCUUUUAUCUCACCUUCUUUUUCUUGUUGAGCUUACUUGCAGACCUGCUGUUCAUUUUCAUUCUGCAUUCAUUCUUGAUACUUCAAUCCUGAUUUUGUUGCAUGACAACAUCCUUUUCAAAGUUGUUUUCAUUCUCAGGAUCUGUUUCUGAACGGAGCUUCUCCGCCUCUUAACUCUUUAAUUUUGCCCCUUUUAUUUCUCUAUGUUUUAUGCCUCUCAUUCCUUUCAUUGAAUUACUUCUUCCUUCAGUAGCAACCAAGUUUCUCUUUCAUCUGUUUUUAAAGGGGUGGCACCUAUCAUUGUAAUUGUUUCUGGUUAUAAUACUUCUUCCUUUUCUCUCCCUCUCAUCUGAAAUUCAUGUGCCUAAACACCCUCUCUCCAAUUUGUUUUUGGAUUUUUGUUACGCUUUAUUUGAAUGCCUCAAAAAUCCAGUGCUUCUCCCCCCCAGUAUGAUUCUCCUAUGGUUCUAUCUCCAGAUUAUUCCUUUAGUAUCCAGCCAGCCUCAGACCUCUUCAGAUUCAAAGAUCUAAUUUUUAUUUUUGACUCCCUCUAGACUAUUUUGUAACAUCCCUGACGAUUUUUCUUGCUUGUUUUCCAAGGCCACAACCUUUCUAUCUCUGACACUUCUCCCAUGCCUGCGUAUCAAAUGUCUGAGUUAGAUGUAUCAGAAUCCAGCCCUCUCACUAUCUGUUCUUCUUAUCUUUUAUCUUCACUGAUUUAACCUCUGUGUCAUUUUGGCUUCUUUUCUCCCUUAAAAGUAUCAAAAUUGACAGGACUAAACUGUCAUUGGGCUUUCACUGUUUUGUGUGCUGAAGAAAAAACUCCACCAAAUUACUACUUGUUUUGUGUUUUAAAGAGACCUGAAUCCCACAAAUCUGACUUUUGUUUCAGUACUGUAGGGUUGGAAUAGAUUGUUUCUCCAAAUAUGUAGUAAGUCCUUGAAUUGGGGCCUUUUGUUUUCUGUCAUUUCAGAUCAAGAGAUUUUUUCCCUGUAAUUGCUUUGUAUUUAUUGUGUGUAACCUUGUCUUGUCUUGUUCCUGCACAUACGGCUAACAGUUGUUUUCUUGCUAUAGCAAAUUGAUUUCAGUGCUUUUAACUAUUGCUUGAAAUAAGAAUGUGCCUAAGAGUUCCCCUGGCUGGACCCAGAGUUGGGCACAAGGCUCCUCUGUGUCCCUGUGCCACCCAGACCUGCCAGGUGCAGGACUGAGCCCAGUGCUCUACUGCUUCUCUACCCAUGCUGCCCUAACGUAAAGCCAAACCAGAGCUGCCUCUGUGCUGGUGCAUGGUUUUCUGUGUGGGUGCACAGGCUGACUUCGUGCUUUUAGCAGGCUUCCAGAGGUGAAAGAUUGUGUGUUUGCAAAGAUUCACUGUUGGUCAAAUUGUCUGGCCUUUGCUCGUAAUUAUCCUGAGAUAUGUUGAGAUUGAGAAACAAAAAUCUUUGUGGAGCUGAGAAGUUUGGUGUUUUGGAACUGGGGAUAUAGAGCUGAAUGUCACCUUUGGUGUGAGUAUACACACAUUUAUUGACUUUUUAUUUGCACCAGGGUAAUUAUUUUUAGAGGAACAAAAAAAAAUUUCUAGUACUUUUCAGGUUUUAUAUUUAUUCCGUGUUGCCUGCUUGUCUCACAUUAUGCAGUUAGUACUUCUGCAGCUGUCUUAGUGAUGGGUGUCGGUGUUACAUCUUUUGUCUAAUUGCAAUUUUCUGUCAUAAGGAAUUAAAAAUAGGAAAUUAUUGAGUCUUUCCUGAUAGUUCCACUUGCUUUUCAUUUAAACCCUAGCAACAGAAAGAGGUCUCAAACAGGAAGAGAAAUGGUCCCCAGGAUAAAACAGAUGUUCUGGGAUUCCUUACUUCCUUUCCAGCUCUCAGCCCCUGUUUCUCUGACUUUCCUGGGACACUUGCAGGGAAUAUGGUACUGCCAGUGUAUCAAGGGCCAAUAGAAACUUUCUCAGUGUGGACAGGAAAUCUCCCAGUUUAAAAUUACUAGGAAUAUAUUUGGUAUUGUUAUAUAGCUGAUAAUUGCAAGUGUGUAAAGAGCAAUUAAAAAUCUGUUUGCUGUUACAAAAUAAUUUUAAAUCAUGCAAAGGCCUUUUAAUGUGGUGUUGGUCUUCAGUACACUUAAUUUUCUUUGAUUUCAGUCAUGCUGCAUUGUUGUAAAGAUGAUUCAUUAAAGAUGAGUGUUCUUUUUUUGUUGGGAAUGGGGAAAACAGGCGUUCACUAAUUUUUUUGAAAUCAGUGCUGAUUGUGCUUGAAUUAAAUUUUAUAAUAAUUCAGAUUGGAAUGGACCUUGAGAGAAGUCUCUAGUCCAGCUUCCUGCUGAGAGCCAAGUCAGUGCUGAAUUCAGAGCAGGGCUUAAGGAUUCAGCCAGAUCUAGAAAGCCUCAAGUGAGAGUGAUUGUGCAGCUUCUGUGAGCAGCCUGCUCCAGUGCCUCGCUAUAAACCUUGUUUGCCUUGUGUGCAGCCAGAAACUCCUCAAUUACAAUUUAUGGCCGUUCUUUGUUCUUCUGCCACUCCUCAAAUGUUCUUUAUAUUGCAAAAAGGUAAGUCAAGUAUUGGAACAAAGAGACAGCUUAGAAUGUUUUGUUUUCUGAAAAUUUGUUGCUGCUAACAAAUUUGUUCACGUAGUACUUCUGCAUCCUGUAUGAUGUGUACACCAUAUUCAUUUGCAACUCGAGUGUAAAAUAAAACUUUUGUCAGUAAAACUUGAUACAAAUUUCCUGUGGUGUUUAUGACCUGGAUUUUUUAAUUGUUACCUCUCAAAUCUGCUAAAUGUUUCCUGGCAGAUCACAGUUGUGCCCACCAUGGUGAAGCAGGGAAUUUGGAAUCCUGAACACAAUG
Messenger RNA from Poecile atricapillus (Black-capped chickadee), 8762 nucleotides. It is a transcript of the gene NEK7, whose product is annotated as NIMA related kinase 7. Gene Ontology annotation, biological process: protein phosphorylation. The record is from RefSeq and is a predicted model, not a curated record. Gene Ontology annotation, molecular function: ATP binding; protein kinase activity. The transcript is spliced from 10 exons. The coding region runs from base 25 to 1173 and encodes 382 amino acids. Lineage: Eukaryota; Metazoa; Chordata; Aves; Passeriformes; Paridae.